CAGGUCAUGGUACAGCUGGGCUAAAAGUGUACGUUUGAGGUUAAGUUAGUUAGGGAAAUUUCAUAAUUAGAGAAAAUCUGUGGAAAACCUAAGAAGCUGAUUGAAGAUGUGCCGACGGAAGAGUAACUGGUCUUCUUUUGAGGUUAUCCUGACCACUGUGGUCAUUGUGCUGUUUAUUGUGUGUAUUGGACUGAGCGUUGUCUCCUGGUUGGUUCUCGAAUCUGCUAAUCAAGACCCUGCAGUGUCCCCCAACUCCACACUCAGUGGGAGUCUGACCAUCUCUAAAGGAGCUGUUUUUACUCAGGAGCUCAAAAACAAAAGCAGUGUGGAGUUCAAAGCCCUCGCCUUCGACACUGAACUUCUGAUCUCUGAAGCCUUUGGAUGGAGCUCCCUCAAAGAUAACUUCAGAAGCUGCAGAGUGACAGAGUUCAGUCAGGGAAGUGUUGUCGUGGACUUUGAACUUUUCUUCCUCGAUGCUGUGGAUUCAAAAUCAGCAGAAGAUGAGUUGGUAGCCAGUGUCCAGACCAAUGGAGGACUCGUAAUAGACACUAGCAGCAUUCAGGUCUCAGCGGUGAAGUGUCCAGAUGGCGAGAAGGCAUGCAGAGAUGGCAUCAGCUGUGUCUCUCUCACAAACUUCUGUGAUGGGAUCCUGAACUGCCCUGACGGCUCGGAUGAGUCUGAUCGAAUCUGUGCGACGGUAUGUGAUGGCCAAUUCCUCUUGCAUGGUCCGAACGGAUUCUUCCAUUCUAAAAACUUUCCACAUGAUUACGACAUUGAUACAAACUGCCACUGGAUCAUCCGGGUUAAUGAUGGAUUCUCUAUAAAGAUAGUCUUUGAGGUUUUCCAAACUGAGGAAGAAAUCGAUUUUCUAUAUCUGUAUGAGGGAACUGGACCUGGAAAAACACUGGCAUACUCACUGUCAGGCUCCUCUCCUGGAAUCAUCUGGCUGUUUUCCAGUGAAGCGACUGUGGAAUUCUCCUCUGACUCCAUCAGCAACCAGCAAGGCUUCAAUGGCUCUUACUGGGAGGAGAACAUCAGCAUGCUUUCAAAUGAGGAGAAGAUAAAAUGCUCGUUUGAGGAUGGGUUCUGUUACUGGAGGCAGGAUCCUAUGGAUGAUGCAGACUGGGUCAGAACAUCAGGCUCCACUUUCCCUCCCCUCACUGGACCAAGCUUUGACCACACACUGGGCAACCAGUCUGGGUUCUACAUUGUAACUCCAAGCAGUCCAGGCAACUGGGAGAAGGUUUUCCGCCUCUACAGUCUUCCUCUGUCCUCAGCUAAUGGAGAAAUUUGUCUGCAGUUCUGGUAUCACAUGUAUGGGGUGGACGUCUUUCGUCUGGCGGUGAUGAUGGAGCGAGGGUCACUCAGUACAGUUCUCUUCCAGCAGGAAGGAAACUAUGGAGAUAACUGGAACUACGGCCAGAUAACCCUAAACAGCACUGCUGACCAAACGAUUGUUUUCGAAGCGCGGAAAAACGGGGGCCUGAGGAACGAUAUUGCUCUGGAUGACGUCACUUUAACCUCUGGACCCUGUAGAGAAAACCCAUAUCCAGAACCGACUCCGGUUCCUCUCCCCACCACUCCCACACCUAUAAGACCUGACUGCGGGGGUCCUUUUGAUCUGUAUGAACCAAAUACAAUCUUCAGCUCACCAAACUAUCCGAACGGCUAUGGGCAUAAUGCAUCAUGUUUGUGGACACUGCACGCCAAAGAAGGGCAAAAUAUCCAACUACAUUUCCAAGAUUUUGCACUGGAAUCAGCGUAUGACAUGGUGGAAGUUCGUGAUGGAGUGGAUCCUUAUUCAACAUUACUAGGUGUCCUAACUGGAGAUCGUGUGUUUCCUGACCUCUAUUCCACAACCUCUCAGAUGACAGUGAGGUUUUUCUCUGAUAUUUCUGGGAAUAACAGAGGAUUUCUCGCAAAUUUCAGCACAGGCGUCGGCCUCGGGGAGCCGGAGCCAUGUAAGACAGGGCAGUAUCAGUGCAGGUCAGGACCCUGUGUGUCCAGUUCCAGUGUGUGCGACAGCGUGGUCAACUGUCCUGAUGGUUCUGAUGAGGCAUACUGUGUACAAUCAAUUCCAGUAAACAUCACUGGAGCUCCACGACUGAAGCUUCAGAUUCAGGACAACCUCUACACAGCCUGCUUUCUGAACUGGACCCCACAGUUCUCAAACUUCUUCUGCCAGUAUUUAGGCUAUAGGUCAGGACAUAAUUCCAUUUUGCCCCAGUCAGAGGAGGAUGCUCCCUUUGUCAUUGUUGACUUCCCUACUAAUGGCUCUUUGAAAUUAACGCCCAGUGAGAGAUGUCCGACUGAAUUUGUUAUAUCACUUCACUGUGACAACCAACCAUGUGGAAAGCAGAAGAUUACCAUAAAUUCUGGCUCCAGGACAGGAGGGAUAUGGGUGGAGGAGGAUGUAGGAAAGGCUGAGAGUUCCUCAGGCCGGGUGGUUGGAGGAGAGGAUGCACUGAAAGGAGCCUGGCCCUGGACGGCAUCUUUGAAGUGGACGGGCCGGCACGUCUGUGGGGCGGCUUUAAUCGACAGAGAGUGGCUGAUCACUGCUGCACACUGUGUUUUUGGGAGAAAUAUCCAUCUCUCUAACUGGGCGGUGGUGUUAGGUCUUCAUGCCCAGUAUGAGUCGGACACUUCUGAAAGACAGACUCAUCUAGUAGACCAGGUUAUAAUGAACCCUCGUUAUAACAGACGGACUAAAGAAUCAGAUAUUGCUCUGAUUCACUUACAGACUAAAGUCAACUUCACAGAUUACAUUCAGCCUAUCUGCCUGCCACACCCUGACCAGCAGUUCGCGCCAGGGAGAAGGUGUUUUGUUGCUGGCUGGGGGAGAAUGACUGAAGGAGGUCCAGUAGCAGAUGUGAUGCAGCAGGCUGUGCUGCCCCUUCUUAAUAACUCUCAGUGUCAGGAGUGGCUGCCUGAGUAUAACAUCACCAAGCGCAUGGUGUGCGCAGGAUACGCUGAAGGAGGGGUGGACUCCUGUCAGGGUGAUUCUGGAGGUCCGCUGAUGUGUGAGGAAGAGAAGCACUGGGUUCUGGCAGGUGUGACAUCGUUUGGAGUGGGUUGUGCUCGACCAAAGCGGCCCGGAGUCUAUGCCCUGGUCAGCGAGUUCAUAGACUGGGUGGUGGAGAAUCGACGCUUCAACUCACACUGGACUGGAUCAAGAUAAAAACAAGAUUAUAAUGGCACUAAUGAGGGAGAAAUUAGUUGGAUGCACAGUUUAAAAAAGCAAUAUAUUUUUUCUUCAGUGUUUAUUGAACAAGUAACAUUUUUAACAUCUCCCCCAGACAAACCAACACUGCACGAUACAUUUACUUCAGCUUUGCUAUUGUAAUCAUAAAUAACAUCAGCUGUUAUGUUAUUCUAGCCACACAUUUAGCUAGUUAGCUCUUUAGCAACUUUAGUCAACAAUUCACAAUUAUAAAUGUACUUCAGUACUCAAGUCACAUGUGAGUAAAAUCCACACAGAGAAAGGUAGUUAGUCUUUUAGUAUACAAAGAAAUGCUGAGGCUAAAAAAGUUACUAACAUUACUAAUAUUGCUAACAUUACUAAUAUAGCCCUGUACAGAUGUCACCACUGCAUAAAGAAGGAGCAGUAAUAAAUAAACUCAUCAUUGAUUGGUGAACGGUUUUAUCAAACAUUCAAUUCACUCUACUUUUCUUCUUACUUACCACAUAAUUUGACAUAUGGUCAUUCCUUUUUUGAUGUCUAAUCUAUAAUGUAGAUUUAUAUACACAUUCAAUAGUAAAAAAUCUGAUUUAUCAAUAAUAUGAACCAUAUACUGCUACAAAUAAUGUAUGAAGUGAUUCUAAUGUGCUAUAUCACAGCUUGUAUAUAAUCAGUAGAUAUUUGUAAAGAACUGUAAAGAUAAACGAUUCUAAAUGACCGAGUAAGUUAGAACAUUAAUAAUAAAGUUAACAUUACAUAACAUUACUAUGCAGAAUUAAACAUAUUUCAAAAAUACAUAUACUGUAUAAAGGCCUGGACAAUAUUGUAAAAGUCUUCAUCACAAUAUAUUUCUUAAUUUUAGUUGAUAGAAUACAAUUAAUAUCGAUAUGAACAGUAUAAAAGCAUCCACCUUUUGUGUACGUAAUCACUGCACAUGAUAUGGUAAAAAUAUUAUAUUACAAUAUUUAAAACAUUUUCUCAACACACAGUAUUAAUGUAUACACUCAGUAUACACUCUGUAAAGAAAUUUGAUAGAAACUUUAUCAAGAAAAUAUCAUAAAAUAUUGUUAUAUUGUCCAGCUCUAGUCAUAUACUAUGAAUGUCACUUAAAUGUGUUUAUACAUUUCAAUGCCUGAUAAGGAAAUAUUGUAAUUAAAUAAUUUCAGUGUAUUAUUACCUAUGAAAAAUGUUUUGAAUU
Molecule: messenger RNA, 4376 nt
Organism: Astyanax mexicanus (Mexican tetra)
Lineage: Eukaryota; Metazoa; Chordata; Actinopteri; Characiformes; Acestrorhamphidae
Gene: tmprss15
Product: transmembrane serine protease 15
Exons: 24
Coding region: 107-3178 (1023 amino acids)
Biological process (GO): proteolysis
Cellular component (GO): membrane
Molecular function (GO): protein binding; serine-type endopeptidase activity
Source: RefSeq, a predicted model, not a curated record